This is a messenger RNA of Marasmius oreades (fairy-ring Marasmius), 4373 nucleotides long. RefSeq lists its product as uncharacterized. Lineage: Eukaryota; Fungi; Basidiomycota; Agaricomycetes; Agaricales; Marasmiaceae. The coding region runs from base 112 to 4083 and encodes 1323 amino acids. The record is from RefSeq and is a predicted model, not a curated record. The transcript is spliced from 11 exons.
AAACUUUCCACCAUCUUUGUUCAGGUUCGGUAAAGAGAAAGAGUUGUGGUGAUCGCCUCUCGUUUCAAUCCGAACUAGGCCAAACACUUGACUCUCGUUCGGCUUCCGAAUAUGCCUGGGGAUCCAGAAACACUGGUCAAACAGCGUAUUGCGCAAAUAGAAGAAAUCUGUGAACGACGAAGCGCGCUCCUUCGCGAAAUGUAUCAUUUACUCAAGAAAAGAGAGAACGUGGGGACAGUCUUGAAUUUCGACAGCGGGGAGGAAGGGGACCUUCACGUUUUCUUGAAUAAAUUUCAGAUGAAGUCCGACCCACCGCACAAUUAUUUCACCUCCACUCCGGAAAACGAGUUGUUCUCUUUGGCUCCAGCGGAAGUCAAAACUUCAAGUCCUGCCUCCUCACCCUCAUCUUCCAUCGCCAAUGUUGAGUCUGCGCUGAGAAGCAGAUCUGUCUCAUUAAAGCCCUCUUCGCAAGUUGUAGUUAGCAAAGAGAGCCCAAGGUCCCCGGCUAUUCCUCCUCAAGCUGAAUCCGACGAUGAACUUGAUUUAAUUGGCCCUUCAGGACCGGUUUCGUCAUACAAUAGUCCGCCCUCCACACGUUCCGAUCCAAUUGAAAUUUCGAGUGCUCCAGAAGUGGCACAGGUGCUACCUAUUGGUGGAGACCGCGAGGAUGACGAUGCUGUGGAAGAUAUGAAUCAUAUUACACGAAGCGUUUCACCAAAAGUUCAGCCUAGCUUUGAGGCAGAGGAAACCAUUCAUAGUGUGGCAUCGUUCGCCUGUCCUCCUCCUUCGCCGGAUCAGCAGCAGGUCGAGGUUCCGUUAGCGCUAAAAGAUGGGGAAUCACGUUCACCCUCAGCAGACGCACCAGAAGACAAACCAGAAGUCAGUGGCGGACACGAUACGCCACCGCAAGCCCAGAGCCAUGAGGAUAAUAUGGAUGUAGAUCAUGAUGAAAGACCCCCUGCUCCCAAGGAAAGCACUCCUCAAUCAAACGACACACACCCAGAUGUGGAAAUUUUUCAAGAGCAGCCUUCAGCAGUUGACGCUAAGGACAGGAUGAUCGUUGACGAAACCAUAGACACUUUCCCCCAGCCGAGAGAGCGCUCUCCGACCCCUGCAUCUCCAAUCGCUGUAGCGGAGCCGACAAUCAGACCGAAAUUAUUUAUGAUAUCCGUCGAUUCGAAUCCAGAGCCACUUAUUGAAUAUUCUCAACCUUCUUCCGUGUUCGUACCUAUUCCCUCUUCCUCUUACCGUUCUUGGAAUAGUGUCCAAUUCCCGGCAGACUCUUCUGUCGAGAAGGAGCAAGCCCCUGCCUCGACACCUUCUCCUGGUCGGGUGAGGUUUGACGUCGCAUCCGCAUCCAACUACCCAUUACCGCCUCUCAAGUCACUCCCUAUCGAAUUCAAUCCAAAUAAGAAGGGGAAGCAUGCUAAACAGAGGAGAAAAGAGCGCGAAAAAGCCGAAAAAGCUGGCGGUCAGGUGAACAAAGAAGAAUGGACUCCUUGGGGCUUCAAUCGUUGGGUCAUCACCAUCAAAACUAACCCUCUUUACAAGCGAGUUUCCAAGUCUACUAAAUGUCUUAUGACGCGUGAUUGGAAUGUUGCCAUGAAUGAGCUUAGACUCUUACGCACCGCAGAGCGAGUAGAGUAUCUAAAGGCCAAGGGACGCUGGAGUUUUAGGCAACCCAAGAAGCAGCGUGGCGUAGGCGGAUCAACAAAGACUCACUGGGACUACCUCUUAGAAGAGAUGAAAUGGAUGCGCACAGACUUUAGGGAGGAGCGUAAGUGGAAAAUGGCAUUGGCCUAUAAUCUGUCAACUGCUGUGUUAGAAUGGCACGCAGCCAGCAGCCUGGAGGAAAGGGUCAAGCAGGGAAUAUGUGUUCUUUGGAAACCUCCGCGUCGAGGUACUCGAUCAACGGAUGAUGCGGCUGAUGCGGAAAUGGUUUACGACUCUGCAGAGAACGGGCAUGACAACGCAGAUGCACAGCCUUCUCCUGAAAAGUCGGUUGUUGACUAUGGUUCGGAUGACGAUGAGGAUGAAGAUCAAGACAAGGAUCUUCAGAGUGUUGUUGACACUCUCGAUGCCGCUGCCAUACUGGAGGAAUCUCUCGCCAUGCAAGAGAACGGGCAGUCCGAUGUAGGUUUAAAGGAUCUAGAACCGAAAAGGGAAGAAAUCGACGAUCCCCACGCAUUAGAAGACACAAUGGUCGUCGACUCAAUCGAAUCAUCAGGCGCGCAACAGACAAUCCAGAAAACUGAAAGCGGAUCCAACAAUGUUUCUUCUGGUCUCAAAUCCACAUCCAAUGACCCCGUCCUCGGAUCUAAAUCCAAUACACACUCUUCCGAACCCGCUAAUCAUCAGUCGAAAUCGCACAAAAGGAAUUUGUAUGCACCUAUACGGGAGCAGGUCGCGUAUUCCGAGAUUGACAAGCUCUUCUUGGAUUUGGAUGACUUUCAUAUCUCAGGUACCGACCCCCAGGAUGGUCAGCUUUCUCAGCUGGUACUUCCAACGACCGAUGUCUCAGAAAUAUUCCCAGAUAUGCAGCCUUAUGGCCUGCUUAAUGUCGCUCUGCCUGUCAUACCUGAAGGAAAAAGGAAGUCAGACAAAAAAUCCGAGCAGGACCCUAAUAAAAGGGUUGACGAGACAGAAAGAACCAAACUCCUUCCGGCCUCGAGAUUCAUGCAUAUAAAACCGACUUUGAUUAGUGCUCUAGAACCAGCACAUCACUUCAAGGACGGGCGAUGGCUCUCUUUCGACGAUGCACCUAUUGCUGUUGACUACGAAGGUCCUCCAAUGCGGGCGUUCAACGAAGACUUUGCAAAUAAACUUUUUGACAAUAAGCCUCUUCCAAUUCAAAUUGUCACCCCCGCGAUUCCGUCGAUAACAAAUGCACAGUCACCUGUCAAAGACAAGACUAAGGACAAACGAUCUAUUGACCAUUUGUGGACUGCAAACGACGACGCCCUCUUGAAGUCUCUGAUUGAAAAGUACCCUAAUAACUGGGAACUGAUCGCAGGGUGCUACAACGCUACCAGGAAGGUAGUUUCUACGGAUACUCGUACCUCGCGCGACUGUCAAGAGCGAUGGAGGCAGCUUUGGGAGCAGGAGCAGGGGCGACAACGACUGGAGUCUGAUGGAACCUCGCCACCAGGAUCAUCUAGCACCGCCAUGACAACACGCGGCGUGAAGCGAUUAGCGAGUACCAGUGUGUCCAGCACCAUUGCCCCUGCCGGUAGCGAGCCAAAGAAACGACGGAGGCACUUGUUGAUUCAUGAGACGAUCCGUAAAUCAGUCAAAAAGCGGACGGAGUCAGCCCAAAAAGCUAAUGUGAAAAAGCCACCCGUCCUUCACGAUACACACAUUGCGUAUAACAAGUUGCCGAAAUAUUCUCCAGCUGAAUUGAGCAGGAUGAAAGUUGAAUCAGAGUUGAGACAAACUCAAGAGAUGCAGCUAAGAAACCGGCUCAAUGGGCAGCAAGUCCGUCCACUGACCGGACAGCAACUUCCCCAGCCUGUUGCCGUAACCGGAACCGCGCCUGCCAAUGGAGUGAAUCGACCUGCAGCGAGUGCUCCGGUCCUGCCUAAUCAAAACGUUGUACCUACGAUGAGAUCUCAGCAAGCCCAAGUCCCUAUAUCCCAACAGCAACGUGCCACCACACCCCUCAUCGCCAACCAAGCCCGCAUGUCACCUCAGCAGCAACAUCAACAUCCACUCCUCCAGCAGGUUCAGCAAGCUCGACCACAGCAACCGCAAAUUCAACAACAGCAACAGCUUGCUCUUUCUCAACAGCAGGCACUUGCUGCAGCAUUAGCACAAGUGCAAGCGCAGAAUGCCGCUGCAGUAGCAGCAGCCGCCAACGGCGGAGGAACGUCUGCUACUCCGAUUAUCAACGGUACGGGCAGUGCAGCUCAAAAUCCACAUUUACCUGUUGCAUACAGCAGUGUUACUUCUGCAUCUCGAGAUGCUACAUCCUCACCUGCACAUACCUCUCCUCCUCCCUCACGUACUUCAGCCACACCUGUCAGCAAAAUGGCACCAUCGGAGCGAUGGGAAUCUCUCGGGGUGGAUAUUAUUUGCAGAACGUGACCUAUUCUCAGGAACAAAUCCAGAUGUUGAUGAUGCAGAUGUACCAACAUCAACAACAGCACCAGCAGCAACAGCAGCAACAGCAGCAACAUCAACAGCAACAGGGCGGGCAGCAACAAAAUGCUGGAUUCAAUUCCAAUGCACAGACCUAAUGAGGUUUAUGCAGGGUGUUGGGAUAAAUUUAGAGGUAUCAAUGCCGGCCUUUUCUUGAAACGUAUGUAUCGCGUAGUGGCUAUCUUGGUGUAUUAUUAGUAAAAUCGUUCUUUCAUUUCCAAAUCAACUGAUCAUCG